Messenger RNA from Corylus avellana, 1286 nucleotides. It is a transcript of the gene SERAT1;1, whose product is annotated as serine acetyltransferase 1;1. NCBI's taxonomy places the organism in Eukaryota, Viridiplantae, Streptophyta, Magnoliopsida, Fagales, Betulaceae. Gene Ontology annotation, cellular component: cytoplasm. The record is from RefSeq and is a predicted model, not a curated record. Gene Ontology annotation, molecular function: L-serine O-acetyltransferase activity.
AAGUCCAGGUGGCGGACAGAAGCUGCCAAGUGUCCCGCCAAUCUCUACAGUAUACACCUCGUAAAUUGCUCCAAAAACGAGGGUUAACUAGGCAACAUCAAGUUCAUCAACAAAAAUAAAUCUUCAAUCUCGAACACAACACGCCCAUCAAUCUUGCCCUAAUCCUACGCCGUCCGAAUCAGAUAAACUUUUGCCACUCCGAUAACAUGCCAACUGGCGAGCUUCAGAAUCCGACGGAGAAUGGGACCGAGGAGGAUGCGUGGGUGUGGACGCAGAUAAAGAUGGAGGCGAAGCGCGACGCCGAGUCCGAGCCGGCGCUGGCCAGCUACCUGUACUCCACCAUACUCUCGCACUCGUCGCUGGAGCGGUCGCUGUCCUUCCACCUCGGGAACAAGCUCUGCUCUUCCACGCUGCUCUCUACCCUCCUCUACGAUCUCUUCCUCAACGCCUUCUCCUCCGACCCCUCCCUAUGCUCCGCCGCCGUCGCCGAUCUACGCGCCGCCCGCAUCCGAGACCCCGCCUGCGUCUCCUUCUCCCACUGCCUCCUCAACUACAAGGGCUUCCUAGCCUGUCAGGCACACCGAGUGGCUCAUAAGCUGUGGACACAAUCGCGGAGGCCACUGGCCCUAGCACUACACUCUCGAAUAGCAGACGUGUUUGCGGUGGACAUCCACCCAGCAGCGAGGAUCGGGAAGGGGAUCCUGUUUGACCACGCAACGGGGGUGGUGGUGGGCGAGACAGCGGUGAUCGGGAACAACGUGUCGAUCCUGCACCAUGUCACGCUGGGUGGGACUGGGAAGGUUGGGGGGGACAGGCACCCCAAGAUUGGAGACGGGGUGCUAAUUGGAGCGGGUGCGACCAUCUUGGGGAAUGUGAAGAUUGGGGAGGGGGCGAAGAUUGGGGCGGGAUCGGUGGUGCUGAUCGACGUGCCACCGCGGACCACGGCGGUGGGGAACCCAGCAAGGCUGGUGGGAGGGAAGGAGCGGCCUUCGAAGCAUGAAGAUGUACCUGGAGAGUCUAUGGAUCAUACUUCGUUUAUAACCGAGUGGUCAGAUUACAUUAUCUGAGAGUUUAUUGUUAGUUAAUGUUGUUAUACAGAGGGCUGAUGAUGGUUUGACUUCCACUGCAUUUAGUUGCUGGCAUUGUAAGCUUUGUAAUGUAAAUGAUAUGUAUUGAAUACAUAGAAACCUGCACGAGCCCUACUGCCAGAAUGAAAACAGAACUCAAUUUGUUUGAUGAGGUGUUUUGACGUGAUGGAAAAGUGAAAGUAGUUUUGACUUGUGCUA